UUCUCUCUGUCUGUCUCUCUCUCUUUCGGUCUCACUCUCUCCAGACACUUUGACUCGAGAACUUCUUGAACACAAAUUGAAGCCUCUGAAGAACAACUUUGAAAACACCAAGAACACAACAUAAGCUGAAAAAUUGUUCUCUGGAUUUUCCUUCCAUUUUCUCCUGUGGUGUAUUUUUAGACCCUCGUGUGAUCCAGCUUAACACAAUUGCUGUGUGUCGUUUUUGCUGCCUGAUUUUAACGUUGCCUCCAUCAUCUUUUCACAUUCGACUGGGGCCAAACAAGGUUUGAGGAAGGCGCUGCGUUUGUUUCUAUGGUAACACUGCUUUUCCCCGAGACUUUGAGGGACUGAAGGUUAUCACUGAACAUCCAACAAGUCCAAGCUCUGCACCAAUGAGCAGUCAGUCCAACGGGGGGGCGGUGGUCCCUUCAGCUCGGACCAAUCAGAGGACAUUUUUGGAUGAUGUCAUCUUAACCUUUAGCUCUCCAAUGGCUUGGCUGCUGGUCGUGGCUCUGAUCAUCACGUGGUCGGCUGUAGCCAUCGUUCUGUUUGAUCUGCUUGAUUUUAAGACUCUAGCAGACUACACAUCAUACUGUGACGACCCCGUGUGUUUAUCUCCUGCAAUGUCCAAACCCAGAGAAAGCCACGAUGUACUUCAAGGUCUCCCCCCUCCUUCUGCCAUCGCUAAGAGAGGUUUGAAAGGCAGAGGCGGUGUUCGUCCACUCAGAUCAGGCCCCGCCGGAGUCCCUGCAGGAGUCACAGCUCAGGAGAGCACCGAUUGGUUGGAGUUGAUAUGGACGUUUGCGGCUAGUCUGGUAGCUCCUGAUGAUGAGGAGGAAGGUAUUCAUCAGCUAACUGAAACCCUCACAUCCUUCCAAUCUGAGGAGCUCUAAAAGAGAAGACUCCUAAGAGAGGACAAUAACAGACGAGUGUGAAGAAGCUGGAGCUAGGACGAGGCGGCAAAAAGGGGACGAGUGUGUCUUACACAAGAGGAAGACAGAAAGUAGAAAGCCUGGAAGGGGAGGAUCAGCAUGUAAAAUAUUUCACAGCAAUAAUUCUUUCUGUCUGUCUGUCGUUCACUGGAUGAUUUGAUGAAUUAAAAAGUGC
This is a messenger RNA of Paralichthys olivaceus (Japanese flounder), 1107 nucleotides long. It is a transcript of the gene trdn, whose product is annotated as triadin. Gene Ontology annotation, molecular function: signaling receptor binding. Gene Ontology annotation, cellular component: sarcoplasmic reticulum; membrane. Lineage: Eukaryota; Metazoa; Chordata; Actinopteri; Pleuronectiformes; Paralichthyidae. The record is from RefSeq and is a predicted model, not a curated record.